Molecule: messenger RNA, 1023 nt
Organism: Naegleria gruberi
Lineage: Eukaryota; Heterolobosea; Eutetramitea; Acrasida; Naegleriidae
Exons: 1
Molecular function (GO): protein binding
Source: RefSeq, a predicted model, not a curated record
AUGGCACUAUUGUCACAUUUGCUGGUAAUGGUCAAUCAGGUCAUAUUGGAGAUGGUGGUCAAGCAAUAAGUGCUGCCUUAUCUCAAGCUUAUGGUGUUAGAGUUGUUAAUGAUGAAGUUUACAUUUCAGAUAGUAAUAAUUUCAAAGUUAGAAAGAUUGAUGUUAGUGGAGUUAUUACAACAAUUGCUGGUACUGGUGCUGGACCAUUCAAUGGUGACAAUAUUUUGGCCACUGCUGCCAAUUUGAAUCAUCCAACUGAUGUUGCAUUCCUCUCAAAUGGUGAAAUGUUGAUUGCUGAUACUGACAAUAACAGAGUCAGAAUGGUUUUAACCAAUGGUACUAUUGUCUCAAUUGCCGGUAAUGGUACUGCCUCUUUCUCUGAUGGUAGAAUUGCCACCUCAAGAGGAUUAUCUCUUCCAACUGGUAUUUUGGUUGUUUCAGAUGUUGAAAUUUAUAUUGCUGAUGCUAAAAAUGGUAGAAUUAGAUUACUCUCCACCAAGCAAACCGUGUGUUAUGAUGUAGACGCUAGUGAAAAUUCUGCUUGUAAUGGAAAUGGAUUAUGUUUUGAUACUGACACUUGUGUUUGUCAACAAGGAUGGUCUGGCGCAAACUGUAACAUUACUUCAUGCUCUGGUGUUUCUUCAAAUGAUAAUUCUGUUUGUAGUGGACAUGGUUCUUGUGUCAAUACUGAAACUUGUGUUUGCAAACAAGGAUGGUAUAGUGCAAACUGUAAUGUCACUUCAUGUUUUGGUGUUGCUUCAAAUGAUAGCUCUGUUUGUGGAGGUCACGGUUCUUGUUUAUCUUUGGAUCAAUGUUCAUGCACUGGUUUAUGGACUGGUUCUAAUUGUAAUGUUACAUCUGGCAAUUCCAACAACGAAGCUGCAACCUAUAUAUACGGAAUUAGUACAUUUGCUGGUGGAAAUGGAGAAUUUGUUGAUCCACAAAAGAUUGCAAGAUUGUCCAAUGGUGACCUUAUUGUUUCUGAUGCAACAGGACAUGCUAUUAAGAAGAUUUCCAAGAUCA